Polistes dominula (European paper wasp) is the source of this 1754-nucleotide messenger RNA. Its product is annotated as peptidyl-prolyl cis-trans isomerase. Gene Ontology annotation, biological process: protein folding; protein peptidyl-prolyl isomerization. Gene Ontology annotation, molecular function: peptidyl-prolyl cis-trans isomerase activity; cyclosporin A binding. Gene Ontology annotation, cellular component: cytoplasm. Lineage: Eukaryota; Metazoa; Arthropoda; Insecta; Hymenoptera; Vespidae. The record is from RefSeq and is a predicted model, not a curated record.
AUUUCGAUUGGUUGAAAUCGAAACGAGUGGUGCAUCCAUCUUUUCGAUAACCGUUUAUAUACUGUCUGAUAUUUUUAUUACACAAUAAUAGAUAAAAACAAUAGAAACGUACAGAAAUGGCGUUGAGAUCGAUCUGCCGGCUGUCAAUUGAUUUGACUUUCAGCCAUACGUGCCAUUUGCGAGCCACCGCCCGCCCGAGUCGAGCGUUCCCGGUUACGUUUGUGCGAAAUUUUGCUAAAGUUGCGAAGAAAAUGAGUUUGCCAAGAGUUUAUUUCGACGUAGUUGCUGACGAUAAGCCCUUGGGCCGUAUCGUCAUGGAGUUGAGAUCCGACAUAGUUCCUAAAACUGCUGAGAACUUCAGGGCUCUCUGUACAGGAGAGAAAGGUUUUGGUUAUAAAAAUAGCAGCUUCCACAGAGUGAUCCCUAAUUUUAUGUGUCAAGGUGGUGACUUUACUAACCAUAAUGGCACUGGUGGUAAAUCAAUUUAUGGAAAUAGGUUUGAAGAUGAAAAUUUUACUUUGAAACACACGGAAACUGGUACACUUUCUAUGGCGAAUGCUGGACCUGAUUCCAAUGGUAGCCAAUUUUUCAUUACUAGUGGAAAGACCAGUUGGCUUGAUGGCAGGCACGUUGUCUUUGGAAAAGUCAUCGAAGGAAUCGAUGUUGUUAGGAAGAUGGAAGCUGUGGGUUCGCAAAGCGGACAAACAUCUAAAAAGCUUGUGAUACAGGAUUGUGGACAAUUGUAGAUCGUUUGAUUAGCUACUGUAUUGAGACUAGCUACUGUAAUGACUACAUUUUUGUUUAGCUGUUGCAAAUAUUAACGUCUUUAUUAUUAACCUUAAUAAUAUAUAUAUAUAUAUAUUUUUUUUUUUUUCUCUCUAAAUGUCACCCUUAUUUCCAAUUUGCCACAAUGCAUUUAAUCUCCUAUUAAUGAAAAAUAAUACAACUUGCAAGUAAAAGAAAGAAAUUGCAUCCAUUUGAUAACUACAGUCAUUGUAUAUAUAUAUAUACAAUUUGUGGGUGACAAAGUUAGAUGAAUUUGAUGAAAUUUUCAGUAAAUGUGUAGAUUAUACAUAUCCUCUUUGAUUUAUUUUCUGUAUUUAUUUGUACGAACGUGUUUGAUGAUGACGACCUGUAUUUUUGUAAGUGACACAUCUCACAUUAUAAUAAUGUCAAAUCCACAUUCUUCCGUAAAAAAAAAAAAAAAAAAAAAUGUUGAUCUAUAUGCAUGAUGUAUUAUUAAAAGAAAAGUGUUCAUCUCGUACGUUUACAGUAAUUCUUCUAUGCCAUUGAUUUCUUUUUUCAUUUUAACAUUAAAAAUAAUAUUUUUAUUUUUUAUUAGAACAAUUAGUUAAUACUGUAUUUUUUUAACGAUGCAUUAUUAUCUACAGUAUCGAUCAAUAUCAUAUCAGAUUUUCUUUUUAUUGUGCUUUUGCAUUUGAUGAUUAUUUUCUAGAUUUAUUCGUCGUAAUUUUUUUUUUCAUUUUCAGUAUAUUAUAAAUGUCAAUUUUGAUACGUAUCAAAUUAAUCCCUUGUAUAACGUGUGAUGGUGGUGUCGUAUUAUAAUAAUAAUCGAUAUUUACUUGAUUGUUAGAGGACAACUAUAUAAAAGCAGACAUUAAAUUGUGAGUUAUUUGAAAUUUCUUGUAGAGAGCACCAGCGUCGAAAUAAAAAAAGAAACAAAAAAAAAAAUGUAGAUGCAACAGUUUGAAUAGUUCCGAUUUCUGUAAAAUAAAAUUGUUCUCAGAAAUCUA